This is a messenger RNA of Eptesicus fuscus (big brown bat), 2767 nucleotides long. RefSeq names its product villin 1 (gene VIL1). Gene Ontology annotation, molecular function: actin filament binding; phosphatidylinositol-4,5-bisphosphate binding. The record is from RefSeq and is a predicted model, not a curated record. Gene Ontology annotation, biological process: barbed-end actin filament capping; actin filament severing; regulation of lamellipodium morphogenesis. Gene Ontology annotation, cellular component: actin cytoskeleton; cytoplasm; lamellipodium. The coding region runs from base 1 to 2484 and encodes 827 amino acids. The transcript has 19 exons. Lineage: Eukaryota; Metazoa; Chordata; Mammalia; Chiroptera; Vespertilionidae.
AUGACCAAACUGAGCGCCCAAGUCAAAGGCUCCCUCAACAUCACCACCCCUGGGGUGAAAAUAUGGAGGAUUGAGGCCAUGCAGAUGGUGCCUGUUCCUCCCAGCACCUUUGGUAGCUUCUUUGAUGGUGACUGCUAUGUACUCCUUGCUAUCCACAAGACGGGCAGCAACCUGUCCUAUGACAUCCACUACUGGAUUGGCCAGGCCUCGUCCCAGGAUGAGCAAGGGGCGGCUGCCAUCUACACCACGCAGAUGGACGACUUCCUGAAGGGCCGGGCUGUCCAGCACCGAGAGGUCCAGGGCAACGAGAGCGAGGCUUUCCGUAGCUACUUCAAGAAGGGCCUUGUGAUCCGGAAAGGGGGAGUGGCUUCUGGCAUGAAUCACGUGGAGACCAACUCGAGCGAGGUCCAGCGGUUGCUGCAUGUGAAGGGCAAGAGGAACGUGGUGGCCGGAGAGGUGGAGAUGUCCUGGAAGAGUUUCAACCGUGGGGAUGUUUUCCUCCUGGACCUCGGGAAGCUUAUCAUCCAGUGGAACGGGCCAGAGAGUAACCACAUGGAGAGACUCAGGGGCAUGACCUUGGCCAAGGAGAUCCGGGACCAGGAGAGGGGCGGGCGGACCUACGUGGCCGUGGUGGAUGGGGAGAACGAGAAGGCGUCCCCGCAGCUGAUGGAGGUCAUGAACCAUGUGCUGGGCAAGCGCAGGGAGCUGAAGGCAGCAGUGCCUGACACAGUGGUGGAGCCUGCACUCAAGGCCGCCCUCAAGUUGUACCACGUGUCCGACACGGAGGGAAAGCUGGUGGUCAGAGAAGUCGCCACGCGGCCACUCACGCAAGACCUGCUCAAUCACGAGGACUGUUACAUCCUGGACCAGGGGGGCCUGAAGAUCUACGUGUGGAAGGGGAAGAAGGCCAAUGCCCAGGAGAGGAAAGGAGCCAUGAGCCAGGCCCUGAACUUCAUCAAAGCCAAGCAGUACCCCCCGAGCACGCAGGUGGAGGUGCAGAAUGAUGGGGCCGAGUCCGCCGUCUUCCAGCAGCUCUUCCAGAAGUGGACAGUGCCCAACCAGACCUCAGGCCUGGGCAAAACCCACACCGUGGGCUCCGUGGCCAAGGUGGAGCAGGUGAAGUUCGAUGCCACGUCCAUGCAUGUCCAGCCUCAGGUGGCUGCCCAGCAGAGGAUGGUAGAUGACGGGAGUGGGGAGGUGCAGGUGUGGCGCAUUGAGAACCUCGAGCUGGUGCCUGUGGAGUCCAAGUGGCUGGGCCACUUCUAUGGGGGCGACUGCUACCUGCUGCUCUACACCUACCUCAUCGGAGAGAAGCCGCACUACCUGCUCUACAUCUGGCAGGGCAGACAGGCCAGCCAGGAUGAAAUCACAGCCUCGGCCUAUCAAGCCGUCAUGCUGGAUCAGAAGUACAACAAUGAACCGGUCCAGAUCCGAGUCCCGAUGGGCAAGGAGCCACCUCAUCUCAUGUCCAUCUUCAAGGGACAAAUGGUGGUCUACCAGGGAGGCACCUCCCGGGCUAAGAACCCGGAGCCCGAGCCCGCCACACGGCUCUUUCAGGUCCGAGGAACUAGCGCCAAUAACACUAAGGCUUUUGAGGUCCCAGCCCGGGCCACCUCCCUCAACUCCAAUGAUGUCUUCAUCCUCAAGACCCAGUCCUGCUGCUACCUGUGGUGUGGGAAGGGCUGCAGCGGAGACGAGCGGGAGAUGGCCAAGAUGGUUGCUGACAUCAUCUCCCGGACAGAGAAGCAAGUGGUGGUGGAAGGGCAGGAGCCGGCCAACUUCUGGGUGGCCCUGGGUGGGAAGGCGCCCUAUGCCAACACCAAGAGACUGCAGGAGGAAACCAUGGUCUUCACCCCCCGGCUCUUUGAAUGUUCCAACCAGACUGGGCGCUUUCUGGCCACAGAAAUCCCCGACUUCACUCAGGAUGACUUGGAAGAGGACGAUGUGUUUCUGCUCGAUGUCUGGGACCAGGUCUUCUUCUGGAUCGGGAAGCAUGCCAAUGAGGACGAGAAGAAAGCCGCUGCCACCACAGUGCAGGAAUACCUCAAGACCCACCCCAGUGGCCGGGACCCUGAUACCCCCAUCAUCGUGGUGAAGCAGGGACACGAGCCCCCGACCUUCACGGGCUGGUUCCUGGCAUGGGAUCCCUUCAAAUGGAGUAACGCCAAAUCCUACGAGGACCUGAAGGCAGAGCUUGGCAACUCUGGGGACUGGGGCUGGAUCACAUCUGAGAUCACAAACCCUAAACCCGACGUGUUCAAUGCUAACAGCAACCUCAAUCCUGGGCCUCUACCUGUCUUUCCGCUGGAGCAGUUGGUGAACAAGCCAGUGGAGGAGCUCCCUAAGGGUGUGGACCCCUGCAGGAAGGAGGAGCACCUGUCCCUUGAGGAUUUCACCAAAGCCUUGGGGAUGACUCCAGUUGCCUUCUCUGCCUUGCCUCGAUGGAAGCAACAAAACCUUAAGAAAGCCAAUGGACUAUUUUAAGAGUAGCUUCGGUUGCAAAGCAGUUUUGUUUUGUUAUUACUGGUACUAAUCCUUUACUAAUUGAGAAAUUUUACUUGUACCUGUGAGCAGCAGUCUGUGGCAAUGCUUCUGUUUACUAACCUAUUCCUCCACAAAGAUGAUGCCUCCAGAAGGAGGCUGUGGUCCCAAUUUCAGCUCUCAAGAAGGUGGUUGCCAUAUGAUUUCACUCACACGUGGGAAUAAAAUUGAAACUCAUAGACACAGACAACAGUAUUUGGGUUACCAGAGAGAAAGGGGGGAGGGU